AUGGGCGGGGCGGGGGCGGAGCCGUCGUUGCAAUUGGGCACGUGGCGUUGUCCGCCGCUGUGUUCCUGCAUUUCUUUCUACCCACUGCUGUUUCCUUUCUCUUCCACAGGCAGCCCCUGCACCUGCUCCAGCUCCUGCGGCUGCAAAAACUGCAAGUGCACCUCCUGCAAGAAGAGCUGCUGCUCUUGCUGCCCCGUGGGCUGCUCCAAGUGUGCCCAGGGCUGUGUCUGCAAAGGGGCAUCGGACAAGUGCACGUGCUGUGCCUGAUGUGAGGACAAUGCUGCUCCCACCUGUAAAUAGUAUGGACCAAUGCGGAGUUUUUCAUGCGGCUCUACCCUGUUUACUAAACCCCCUUUUCUAUAAAAUAUGUGAAUAAAAUCCAUUUUGAUUCUA
Messenger RNA from Onychomys torridus (southern grasshopper mouse), 393 nucleotides. RefSeq names its product metallothionein-1-like. Gene Ontology annotation, molecular function: metal ion binding. The transcript is spliced from 3 exons. The record is from RefSeq and is a predicted model, not a curated record. The coding region runs from base 1 to 267 and encodes 88 amino acids. Lineage: Eukaryota; Metazoa; Chordata; Mammalia; Rodentia; Cricetidae.